Molecule: messenger RNA, 658 nt
Organism: Tremella mesenterica DSM 1558
Lineage: Eukaryota; Fungi; Basidiomycota; Tremellomycetes; Tremellales; Tremellaceae
Exons: 3
Source: RefSeq, a predicted model, not a curated record
AUUCCACUCUAGUGAACCAUCGGGAGAAGGGGUAAAAUCGGUCUAUGAUCAUGUACGAUUAUCUCUGAAAAAGGCUAAAAAGCUGGUAGAAUCUAACUCUCCUUCACACCUCAUACUUCCUCUUAUACUCUCUUGUACCGAACUUACCAUGUCACUCGGUCUUUGGCCAAUGUAUAGAUUAAGUAUAGUCCUCCUCUCCCAUGUUCUCAUUUCCGCAGAGAGUGGCUUGGCUCAGAAAGCGUUGAGUGAGGUGGAAAGUGUUUGGUCGCAGGUAUUAGAAUCAGGAGAUGAAGAAACGAUUUGUUUAGCUGCUUUAGCUAUGGGGAAAGCGAAUGUCGAAUUGGGUUUAGACAAGCACUCAGAGGUAUUGUUAUCAAAAGCGAGACAUGACGUCGAAACGGCUUUGAUAGCAGCAAGAAAACUCGAGUCAACUUCCUUGAUCCAACAAUGUCUCACGAUCCUAUCUCUCCUCGCAGACUUGGCCGUAUCGGACGAUCGGGAUGAUUUAGCAGAAGAAUGGGCUUCUUCGUAUCGUAAAGAUCAAACGGAUUUCAAAGGAGAUUUACAGACCAUAGGUGAGAUCGUCAAGCUGGUAGGUGUACGUGUUAUAGAAGGAUGGAAUGUGACGUGAUAACAACUAUGCAUGUUUUAUUACAUC